Messenger RNA from Kogia breviceps (pygmy sperm whale), 9775 nucleotides. The record is from RefSeq and is a predicted model, not a curated record. NCBI's taxonomy places the organism in Eukaryota, Metazoa, Chordata, Mammalia, Artiodactyla, Physeteridae.
GCUCUCCCUGGGCAUGAGGAAAUGUAUAUGAAACCUGGACUGUCUGGGCCAGCAGUGGGGCACACUGCUCUACCCAAAUGCCCCAGUAACCUCCUCUCCAGUGUCUGGCAGGCCUGCCUAGUAAAACAACCAAUCUUUCAUGCUAGCCCCUCCCUGUCCAGUCAGUGCCCCUGGGUCCACUGGCUAGCAUGUCCCAGGCUCCUGGCUGGCCACACUUGGGCAACUUCAGUCAUCCUAGGGUCUUUCAGAAGCAGGGAAAAGGGGCUGGGAGUUCUGAGUGGAACAGCCUGUCAGCAUCCCACUCUCACCAGGGCCCUACACUGUACCCCUCCACUCCCCAGUGCAGAGGCAGUCCAGCAGUCUCCCCUCACCCCAAACAAUGGAAGGAGGAUAGAGGCCAUCCCCCAGCUAGGCCGACAGCUGAGCCCUUCACCCUCAGCUGAGCCCACAGCCUGUGGUCAACCCUGGCUCCUGUCCCUUGAUCUGAGGGGUUACUGAGAAGGCCACCUUCCCAAUGCCUUCCUUGUGACCUCUCCCUGUCUACUGAGGACAGCCUGACUGCCCUCAACAGGGAAACCGGAGACAGGGCCUCUCCCUUACUGCCGUCUCCACAGACCCACUCCUUGCUUCCUCCCUUGGACCUUAGGGGGUGAGGCCUCUCUAGGCUGAGCCCACCGUCCACCUUUGCCAGGGCCCUCCCUGAACCCUCAGCCCCUCUGUUCCAGGUAUUUAGGUGCCCAAAUCUCUCACAUACUUUAACAUACAGCAAUAUGUACAAUCCCUUUUUAGGGGGAAGCAGGAUACACCAUUCCCUGCAACAGAGUCCCUAGAGCAGACCCUCCCCCAGGCCUCAGGACACAUGCCUGGCCGUCAUCACAGGGACCCCUCCCAUCACGACUUCUUCCACAAACUCGGCCUGCCUAAGCCUUGACGGGGGCGGGGACGGGGCAGUUCCUGCAGGAUCCCAGCCUCACCGAGUCCACCUGGCAGACGGCUUUCACUUACAAACCCCUCUUGAGUUCACAGCACCCUCAAUAAGACAGGCAGAGCAGGAACCAUGACUAGACUAUUGCUCCUGCCAAGAUGAAGAGCUGGGGCUAAGGGGUGCUUAGUGAUCUGCCUGCAGCGGCACAGAGAAUCCAGGCAAUGCCAGUACCACCUCCCAGGUGCCCUGUGCCCAUCCGGGCUCUCACCAAGGCACCCUCCUCCCAAACUGCAGCCCUCUUCCGUGAAAGCAAAUUUCCUCACCUGCCCCACAGACACCAGGCCCUAUGGCCCUUCGUAGAGGCAGCAAGUGAACAGACACCAGCCUAUGGAGCUGCCUCCCUCUGGCUCCAGGCCAGCCCAGAGCUGCCUCGUUCUCUCCCCACACCCACCAGGCUGGCCCAGCACCACCACGCUCACUUCAUUGUGCCCCCUCCACGGUGGGUACAUUGUCGAGGGAAAAACACCUCAGCCAGACCAUACCACAGACCCAGGACCACACACUGUCCACACACAGUCCACAUGACACAGCCCCCCAGUGUGCACACAGACCCCUGUCACACACAGAAAUGAUCGUAGAGAGAUGCUGACACACAAUGCAUAUGACCAGAUAUACAAAGUCGCACAAUGACAUGUCUGCUGUCAAGCAGGAACACAGAUACAGCACAGAGUCACAAAGAGGCAGGAGGGAUACCUAGACCUCCAAGCUGUGCAGUUACAUUCUUAGGCACACCUACAGCUAGCUACUCAAUCACACCCACCCCAAUGCCACAGUCACCACGUCCCCAUGCACUCCCACACUCACAGGUACCCUGGAACGCCUGCAUGCACACACACACACACACCCUCACAUCCAUGUAUCACUCAGGGGCACAACCAGCACCAGGUCACCCCCAAUCCAGCCACACGGACCCCAGAGUUGCACACACAGUCAAUCCCAUGCCUACUCCCGGGUCCUCCCUUCUCCCCCUCCCAGGGCUGAUCCAAGAGUAGAACAAAAGCCCUGUGUCCCCUCCUCCCCUUCCCCCUUAACUCUCCUCUCCCCCUCCCCCCCCCCCCCACCCCGCCAGCGUCCAUCCCCUUUGUCCUCCUGCAGCUGAGCCUGAGCGGGAGUCCAGGCAGAGCGGCAGGGACAUUGCGCCCAGGCUGCCAAGGGUGCAGGGCAGCAGGACAAACAGGAGUGGUCAGUGCAAGAGCAGCAGCUGCAGAGAGCCUGGGAGAGGUCAUGGCCAGGUAAGUGCCAGGUACACCUGGGGACUUAGGAUGCAGGACUCCCCUGGCUGUGUCAUGUCUACAAGUCUGAGUGUGUGUUUGUGAGUGUAGGUGUGACUGUGAAAAAGAAACAGGGUGGCAUGUCAACUUCUAGGGGCUGGGGACCUCAGUCUGUGUCAGCACCCUCGGCUUGAGGUGCCUAGACUCUUAGCUGGGAUAAGAGAAAACUAGAUCAAGUCCUGCCUGGAAAUCCCUACCUUUCAUGUUCCAAUGGGGUGUCCUUCGGCCCCCACUCUGGAAAUCCCUAGGGUGGAAACUGGGUCUGAUGUCCCAGUGUGUCCACAGUGCCCAGUGCAGUAGACAGCAGGAGAAUGAAUGAAAAAGUACUGGCGCACUUCCCAGGAGGGGACUCCCUCCCUCUCCCCUGGCAGCCCCUUGUGCCAGGACAUCUCUGCAGAGAGAAGUCCCACCUGAUGCUGAUGAGACCUGCCCUCUUGGAUCUCAGCUUAGAGUGGGCUGCCUUCUCAGCCAGUGGAAAAUAAAAGGAAGGCAGCAUGCUCCCAUGACCCCUAUCAACUCCUUCCAGUGGUCCUGCGCUGCUCCUUGGGAUACACCCCAACCUUGGCAAGUGUGGCUGAGCCGCUAGGCAUGCAGUCUACAGCCAGGUGGGUUCAGGUCCCAGCCCCUCUAUUUGGACAAAGUAGUUAACUUCCUGGGACUCUGCCCAUCAGGAAGCUCAUUUCCUUUGAUGCUAAGAUAGGGGAUCCACCACACUGGAUGGCCCAGGCAUAAACAGUGAAAGCCAGACUGACUACUGGGCAAGAUCUGACCUCCGGGCAAAGCAGUCUCAAGGGAGGCAGAGCAGCUGGAUCAGGAGAAUGGAGGGAGAAGCAAGGAGCAGAGAGCAGAGUCCUGCUCCCCUAGAGUAAGUUGCUACAUAAAGGUGUGUGCUCCUUGUCCCUGGAAGUAUGCAAGCUGAAGCUGUAUGUUCAUAAUGGCCAAAUCAUAACCAAUCCAUUACAGCCCUUCAGGCUAUAGAAUGCUUUCACAAACACCCCUGCGUUGAUCCUCACAGCAACCUCUGAAGAGCAGGUUCCAUCUGUGUGAUUGUUUCCUCAUGACAAAUUUGAAAAAGAAGAGGGGAAGGAGUCUAAAGAAACUCUUCAGGUUUGUGAGGAUCAAAUGAAAUUAUGUACAUAAAAGCAACUAACACAUGCGGUGUGCUCCCUUCCUCUUGAGUAAAAACAUGUAAAGAAACAUUUGUUUCGUUUGUACUGUAUACCUAGCACUUUUCAUACAUUCCAUUUAACAGUCACCAAGUCACAACAACCAUGUGAGAGAAGCAUUAUGACCGCAUUUUAGAUGAGGAACCUGAGGGGAGUAACUUGAGCAGGUCACAGAGCAAGUCAGGAGCAGAGGCAGGAUUAGCACCGGAUCAGUCCUUAGAGCCAGCUCUUUCCACUCCCCCACAGGGCUUCCCUGAGAACAGAAAACUUACGGAAAAGGUCAACUUCCCUCUCAACCUGGGCUCUAACCUCAUAUCCUCUUUCCCUCUGGGCCUCUGCACAGGCUGUUCUCUCAGCUGGAGACUUCCUCCCUCCACUCCCUUCCCUUCACCCGGCUAAUUCUUCUUAUCAUUCUCCAUCUCCACUCAGGGAUGCCUUCCCUAACUCCCUUCCAAUUGGGUUCAGUGCCCCUUCUGAGCUCCCCUAAUGCUCUGUACUUCCCCAUGGGACCCUGCCACACUGCGAGCUCCAGGAAGGCAGGGACUAUGUCUUGUUCACUGACUGGCACAGAAAAGGCUCUCAAUAAAUACUAACUUGAUGUAUUCACUCGACCUUGAACAGGCACUAACUGAGCACCUACUAUGGGCCAGAUCCUGUACUCUUGGGGAGGGGCAGAUAUUAAAUAGAAUAAUCAGGGUGUGGUCAAUAGGGAGCACCUGCCAGAGAUCCCAAGGAGAGUGGAUGGGGUGAGGAGAUGGGGGUAGAGUUAUACCCCCCACACAUACUGGAGCUCUGUGGGGUCGACUGAAUUCCUUGACCAAAGGCUACAGCUCCUGUCAAAGGGCCCUCCUUAUACAGAUAUUUUGUGCAGGUUCCAAUAGCCUCCCAGCCCUCUGCCUUUAGACCUUGGGGAGGUAAAGUCUCCCUGCUGUUGGUAGCCAUGUGGCUCUGCUCUAUCCCUUGUGGGAGUCCCAAAACACUGUCUAUGCUUUUGUAAAUCCUUCAUUAGAAUCUCCUUAAGUUACCCCAUCUGAGAGCAUGCCAUCUGUCUCCUGCCAAUACUGAUAGGAAAAAGCUUAGCACGUUUGAAGAACAGAAAGAGCAGUAUGGCUGAUUGGGUAAGUGGAGCAGGAGGUGGUAUAGCUAAGACAGGGUCUAGACCUUCAGGUAGGCAGGGACUAGCUCAUUUAGGCCAUUAGGAAUCUCGACGGGUGGAUGGAAGGAAGAGUGGUUGCAUGAAUGAAAGCACACUAGUUAAGAUAAUGCGCGCCUGCCUGAGUAAACCAGUGAACCAACGGAAGGAAUGGUGGGUGAGAGGCCUCCUGCCCUCUAACCGGGCCCCAGCCAGGUGGAUUUGCCGACGACGCAGUCUGUGUUCUCUGCCCGGCAGGACGCUGGAGGGCCCGGUGCCAGAGGAGCCGGAGCUGGAUUGGGGCUCCGAGGCGCCGUGCGCGGGGUCCUGCCACGCACAGCGCAUCCUAAAGACCCUGAACGCGUAUCGGCGGAGCGGCACCCUCACCGACGUGGUGCUGCGUGCCGGUGGCCGCGACUUCCCUUGCCACCGCGCUGCGCUUAGCGCGGGCAGCACCUACUUCCGCAGCCUGUUCGCGGCUGGGCAGCCAGAGCGUGGCCUAGCCAUGGUUCCCGUGGUACCCGAGGCACCGGGCCCGGCCGGGACAGCGGUGGCGACGGCGCUGGCCGUGGUGCUCGACUACCUGUACGGAGCGGGCGUGAGGCUGCGCGCGGAGGAUGAGGCGGCUGCAGUACUGGCGCUGGCCGAGCGGCUGGGCGUGGCGGGCCUGCGUGAGGCCUGCACGCGCUUCCUCGAGGGUCGCCUGCGCGCCGCUAACAGCCUGGCGCUGCGUCGCGUGGCCGCUGCCUUCUCCCUCGCCUCUCUGGCCGAGCGUUGCGGCCGCGUGCUGCGCCAGGCCUUCGCGGAGGUGGCGCGCCAUGCCGACUUCUUGGAGCUGACGCCCGACGAGGUGGCAGCGCUUCUGGCCGACCCAGCGCUGGGCGUGGCACACGAGGAGGCCGUGUUCGAAGCGGCCAUGCGCUGGGUGCGUCACGACCCGCCAGCCCGCCGCGGACAGCUGCGGCGUUUGCUGGAGCACGUGCGCUUGCCCUUGCUGGCGCCCGCCUACUUCCUGGAGAAGGUAGAGGCCGACGAGUUGUUGCAGGCCUGUGGUGAGUGUCGCCCGCUGCUGCUAGAGGCCCGUGCCUGCUUCAUCCUGGGCCGCGAGAUCGGCACACUGCGGGCCCGGCCACGGAGAUUCAUGGACCUAGCUGAAGUGAUCGUGGUCAUCGGCGGUUGCGAUCGCAAGGGGCUCCUGAAGCUGCCGUUCGCCGACGCCUACCAUCCCGACAGCCAGCGCUGGAUCCCACUGCCCAGCGUGCCCGGCUAUGCGCGCUCAGAGUUCGCGACCUGCACUCUCCGCAAUGACAUCUACCUCUCUGGAGGCCACAUCAACAGCCGUGAUGUGUGGAUGUUUAGCUCCCAUCUGCACACCUGGAUCAAGGUGGCCUCGCUGCACAAGGGCAGGUGGAGGCACAAGAUGGCGGUCGUGCAGGGGCAGCUGUUCGUGGUGGGCGGCUUCGACGGCUUGCGGCGCCUGUGCAGCGUGGAGCGCUAUGACCCCUUCUCCAACACCUGGGCUGCUGUGGCCCCGCUCCCAGAGGCAGUGAGCUCAGCCGCCGUGGCACCCUGCGCCGGCCGGCUCUACGUGAUGGGGGGCGCUGGGCGGGACGGCAUCAGCAUCAACAAGGUGCAGUGCUUUGAUCCCAAGGAGGACCGGUGGAGCCUGCGGUCACCAGCACCAUUCUCGCAGCGGUGUCUCGAGGCUGUCUCCCUGGAGGACACCAUCUAUGUGGUUGGGGGCCUCAUGAGCAAAAUCUUCACCUACAACCCUGACAUGGAUGUCUGGGGGGAGGCAGCUGUCCUCCCCAGCCCUGUGGAGAGCUGUGGCGUGACUGUGUGUGAUGGGAAAGUCCACAUCCUUGGCGGGCGGGAUGAUCAUGGGGAAAGCACCGACAGGAUCUUCACCUUUGACCCCAGCAGUGGGCAGGUGGAGGCCCAGCCAUCCCUGCAGCGCUGCACCAGCUCCCAUGGCUGCGUCACCAUCAUCCAGAGCCUGGGCAGAAAUAAAACCUCCUUCAAAGGUUGGGUCUGUGUUCCAGCUCAAGCCUCCUUUGCCUGGAGAAGUAAUGCCCAAUAUCUGCUCCCUGCUUUGACUCUUUACAAAGCACCUUCAUAUGUUACCUCGUUUACCUUCAUAAUAGCAGCGUGGACGUUUUAAAAAAUUAUGAAAUAUUUCAUGCAUAAAAAGAAGAAAUAUAUUUUGUACAGUUUAAUAAUUAUAAUAAAAUAAAUAUCUGUGUUCCCACGACCUAGCUUAAGAAAUGGAUCACUAGCUUAAGAAAUGCCUUUGUAGGCCCCUCUAUUUCCAAAUCCAUCCCUUCGUACACUCCUCCCAGGAACUGUCACUAUUCUUAAAUUUCAGAUUAUCGGCACUUAAAAAAAAAACUUUUAGUGAGCUUGCUACUAAUAUCUGUAUUUUACAGAGAAGCAACUGAUUUUAAAAGAUAGGAGACUCACCCAAGGCCACAUACUUAGUAAGAGGCAGAAUCUAUGACUCAUAGAUUCCAUGAAGCUUUAGAAUCUAUGAGACACUUUUGGCCAGGAUGGUUCUGCCUUUCUAAACCACCCUCUCCAAUUCAAACACCUAUAGCAAUGAUAGAUAAAAUUAAAAGCCAGACAACUGAGGCAUAGGCUUAUAAGUAAGCAAACACGUCUGAGGACCAGAAACAGAAUUGUAAAACAUAAGGCAGAAGCUCAAGCUUCUAAAUUCAGAUUCUGGGAUAAAGGCUUUAAAACCAGGAUGACAAACCAGGAUCACUGCUAGAAGCCUGGGCCAAGGUGGGGCUCCCCCGCUCAUUAAAGAAGCUGAAACAAAACAGAACAGUUGUAGAACCCUGAGCAGCCUCGGGGGUCAAGACUCGCAGUAAACUGGAGGCCCAGGGUAGUGGGCACCAGAGCCACAGGGCUCUAAGACACCAAUGAGCCCAGCUCUGCACCUGGAUGUGCGAGAUCCCCAACAUCAACACAGGGUACAAGUUCCUGAUGCCAUUAUAAGCGCCUGGGUUGGUUUGGGGCUCAAGGGCAGCAACAUAAAACUGCUGGGUCGGGAGGGGUGAACUAAGUAGAAAGAGAGGGAACAAAGGACUGAUGCCACAGAUUCUGUGAAUCAAGGCCCAGCGGUUCAGAUUCUGUGCCUGUAUUUCUGAGGCCCAGAGGAACUAGCCAGGCCCCAUCUGGGGCUCCCUUUAUUUGCACUCAGAUUGCCUUUUGAAGACCUGUCAUCUGCUCCUCCAUCUCCUGCAGCACAGGGCCAGCCCUAUGCCCCUAGCCAUCUUCCAAAGCCCCAGGGCCCUGUCUGCAGAUCUCUCCAGCUGGGGCUGACCCAUCACAGAGCAGCAUAAAGGCCUGGGUCCCAGCUGAGCUCCUACCCUCCGAUUAUCCCAGAUUAGGGAGCCUGUGACCAUCUGGACACAGCUGAUAAUGGCAGAGGGGGAGGGGGGUGGGGUAGAGGCCCAGCCUCAGAGCCUUCCUGCUCCCACCCCAUGCAUAACACCCAGGACAAAGCAAAGGUGCUGUACUGCUUGCUUUCCCCGGCGAAAGCCGGAGUGGAAAGGGUAGGGGCAAAUCCAGGGCAAGCUCUCCCCGGAGACACGGGCAUCUUACCCAGGCUCACCACUUCUGUGUAGCCAGACAGAUUGCCCAGUUUCCCCCAUGAUGGCCAUCUGUGCCCCAGUGCUUGCUCAUGCAAGUGCCAAUGCCCUUUCUUGCUCUGUCUGCCUGGGCAGACCUGACACCCUCCACCCAAGAGCUGACCACUCCCUCCUUGCACCCCUUCCUAUCAGCCCUUCUUCCAUCAACUGACAUAUGGCCAGGCCUUUGUGUGACAUCUCAGGUCUCUCCUGACACACCCAUAGGAUGCCUCUUGAGGCGGGAAAGGUGUCACCUUCAUCUCUGGGUCCUCCAGUGACUGGAACAAACCCUUCCACUGAAUACCUUAAAUCAAGGUUUCCUGGAUUUCUAUCUCAUAAUACCUGUGAGGUAGGUACUACCGCUCCCCUCCCCCACUCCCACCUCCGAUUACAAAUGAGUAAACAAGACUCAAGAGUUGUGAAAUGACCUGCUAACUAAGGUCACAGGGCUGGUGAGUGGUGGCAAAGCCAGGAUUCCAACUCCGGUCCAGCUAUCUCCAAAGUCUGCUUCCUCCAUGCAGCCUCUGCUAAUCUGAGAAAAUGGUGUGGGGCACAGCAAAGCAGUUGUUUAGAAGUAGGAGAUACAUCAUUCCACGUGGGAAAUUCCAGCCUGAUAGGAUACUGUCCCUGACCUUCUGGGCUUCCGACUUGAUGAGACAUGGUGCUUGUCCCUGGUGAGUGAGGCUCACAGGAACACAAGCAAAAAGAGACAGCCACGUGUCCUAAUUUCUAGGACUACUGGUUAGACCGAGACCGUAUGUAGAGGAUCCCCCCGGCUCCUAGUCCACUGCUCUCUGGCACCCCAGGCUGCCUGCUGAAUGUGAACUGUUACCAUUCACUUCAGAGGGAAGCCAGACAAGUCCAUGAUCCCUUAGCCACACAUGGGGUUGCCAUCUUCUCCCCGGCUGAGAACAGAAACAACUCUUGGUAUGCAAUCAGAAAACGAUGAACCCAAAUUUAAUUUUUGAGUUUCUUUUUUGAGUAGAUCUAUUUGUAAAGAUUGAUAUUUUAUGACUAAUUCUUUCUUAGCAGGCUUUCAAAGAACAAGGAGAACUUUACUUCUUACAUAAUAGAAUAAAACUUUCUACUUUGUAAUCACUAUAUGGAUUUGUUGGAUUCUUUUAUAAAUCUGAAACAUAUCUUUGCUGUAUAUGCUACCCACCCAUUAGUAUAGGAAAAAUCAUAGUAUAUGUAGAGUUCCCUACUAUCUGCGGUUUUAGGCAUCCCCUGAGAUCUUGGAACGUAUCCACUGCAAAUAAGGGGGGACUACUGUAUUCAGUUAAGUUGUUCAAGAGGAAAGAUUUCAUCACACAAUUCUUUGUGACAAAAUCCUGGACUAUCCCAUUUUGCUCGAAGAUAAUGUGACAGUAUGUAUCUUUUAUGAUGCCUAUGCCCCCAAAUUUACUUGGUAGUUGUUACAGUUCAUAGAGACAAGCUGAAGGAAUUUGUACAUAAAGAUGAGUGGAGAGAAACAGAUGCUGUAGAAAUUUUUAAAAUUCAUUGGAUUGGUCAUUUGAAUUGACCUUUAAAAAUCUAAAAGUGAAAAUGUUUUAAAAUUAUGAAGCAAAGAAAAUGGCUAUCCUCUCUCC